Molecule: messenger RNA, 357 nt
Organism: Strongylus vulgaris
Lineage: Eukaryota; Metazoa; Nematoda; Chromadorea; Rhabditida; Strongylidae
Source: the annotation of a GenBank genome assembly
AUGCAGGUACUGCCCCAAGUGCUCUCUCCUCCAGCGAUGUACAUCGAUACGAAACCACCGCAGUUCAUACAAACACCUCCAUCCGAAGUUGAAUCGCCAGUUUCGAUUCAGAUGACGCGAUCACCUUCUGAUGGAAGUAUAACAGAGAUGCAGCGAGGCCAAAGUGGAACUAGUGGUGCCUCAACGAAAGAGGAGUUGCUAAGAUUACUUGUGAAUAUGUCGCCGGGUCAAGUGGAACGUCUGAAGGCUGGUCGGGGAGGCGCAAACGGCCGUUCACGUCCAGCUGGGGUAGCGGCACGAGUCACAAGAGAUAACUCUUGGCCUCAGGAUGAGGAUUCGGAUGAUGAGGAUGAUUUU